CAAUGUCAAUUAAUUCAAACCAUCGGUCCAUCAAACCUGAUGUGUUUAGUUCCAGUGUGAAAGGACAUGUGGGCACUUACUAGUCUCUGCUGUGGAAGUCCUCCCUCAGGUGGCUCAUGGAGAUGAAGGGCAGCUUCAGAGCUUGACGAGGAGAGAGCCUCUCAUUCCCGUCGAGAUGCAGCAUCCCCUCCAGCAAAGACACAAAGGCCAUGCGGUCUUCCAUCUCAGCAUCCCCCAAUUUUGGAUGGAUCUGGAUUUGAAAACAGGUUUCAGGUCAGAUGAUCCAGCUCCCGAUUGACAGAUAAAUAACUGGUGCAGAUCCAGUCUUUACUUGUUCAACACAUGAGUGAGUACUCACAUGAAUCAGGCCGUUGAGGGAGUUCAGCUGCCGGAUGAAGCUCUCCUUUUCCUUUGUUUUUACGCAAUUAACAGCAUUGUAUUCGUCUGCAGUCUGAAGGAACAAAAAUAAAUAAAGAUGAGAACAAGGAAGUAUGAUUUAAACAUGCUCCAUUAAAAUUCUCAAACAUACAAGAACAUGUUUACUCUACCAUCAGUCUCCAUGAUGGACUGUCUUCACCCUCCUCUUCGAUGAAGAACCGCUCGCUGUACCAGCCAGCAUAGAGCAGGUGGUGCUGCGGCAGGCCCAGCACUGUCACCAUGUCCUUUAUCUGGAGACAGAAUACACAUCAUGAGAAUCACAUCCACUUCCAUUCUCUAUGAAUAUGAAUAAAAAAUCCAAUUGGUUAUGUGAUAAAUACCAUUUGAUAUUCGCACUCAAAGUUGAACGGGUUUCGAGCCAGGUACAGGAACACCAGUACACACCCGACCCCCCACACAUCGACGGCCUCGGAGAAUGGAAGACCCAGAGAGAUCUCUGGAGCCCUGAGAAGGAAAGACAUGAUUCACAGAUGAAAAAUCUUUUGGAACAUUUCAGGGCAGAGAAAAUAACAUUUUUUAACAGAUACUGUGCAGGAUGAACUCACCUGUAUCCACACGGCUGGAUCUUCGUCCCCCGCCGGACUUUGGACCCCAUCAUGGCUAAGCCAAAGUCAAUUAACUUCACCCUGAGUGGCUGAUCCUUCAUGUUCACAAACAUAACAUUGUCUGGUUUUAUGUCCGUGUGCAGGACCCCGAGACCCUUCAGGGCAUCUAAGGCCACAAAGAGCUGCAGGGACACAAAGAAUACACAACAUUUAGAAUUAUUUCUUCCAUGUGCUAUUGUUGGGUGUUAGGUUAAGGUUUCAGGGAUCUCUCUAACAGAAGAGUGCUGGUUACAUGAUACAUUGAUCACUGCUACAUACCUGCUUGGCAACUGGGCGGAUCUCAUGAAGAGGAAGGUGCUCCAACUUUUGCUGCUUUAGCAGGUCAAAGAGACUUAUGUCCAGCCGCUCAAACACCAAACAGGUCUGGCCCAGGUGCUGGAAUACUUCAUGGAACUUGACCAUGUUGUUGAGAUCAGCAUCCAGGACACUGAUGACUUUCAGCAUGUUUACCUGAAGAGAGAAUAGGAGACGUGAUAAGACAACACUAUCAACAGUUGGUGAGCAGCGACAUGCUCUGAUGGAGCAGACAACACCUGAGCACAGGAAUAUAAACAAAGAUUUCAGUCUCCUGCCUCAUGCUGAGCGUCCCGGGCGGACCCGGUUUCCUUCAUGAUUUUCAAAGCCACCAUCUCUCUGGUCCUGAGGUUGAUGGACGAGACAAUUGUUCCGAAGCCGCCUUCCCCUAGAAAGUCCAGGACCGAAUAGGAGGAAGAGCUGCUGUGGAUCGUGAGGCAGUCCUGAGUUCUACACGUUGACAUGAUGUCCAGUGUUUGCAGUUCAGCGUAUGAUGUGAAGACAGGCCUGAAGAUAGCCGUGAAGAAGUUGUCGAGACCCUUCCAGUCCAUCAUCCACGCAAAGAGAACCUACAGAGAGCUGCGGCUGCUCAAACACAUGAAGCACGAGAAUGUGAUCGGCCUAUUAGACGUUUUCACGCCAGCGACAAGCUUAGAAGAGUUCAGUGAUGUGUAUUUGGUGACCCACCUAAUGGGGGCGGACCUCAACAACAUUGUCAAGUGUCAGAAGCUGACUGACGACCACGUCCAGUUCCUCAUCUAUCAGAUCCUCCGGGGCUUGAAGUACAUCCAUUCUGCAGAUAUCAUCCACAGAGACCUGAAGCCCAGUAAUCUGGCUGUGAAUGAGGACUGUGAGCUCAAGAUCCUGGACUUCGGUUUGGCACGGCACACAGACGAUGAGAUGACAGGCUACGUAGCCACGCGAUGGUACCGGGCCCCGGAGAUCAUGCUCAACUGGAUGCACUACAACAUGACAGUGGAUAUCUGGUCAGUUGGCUGCAUCAUGGCUGAACUACUCACUGGACGGACGCUCUUCCCUGGUACAGACCAUAUAAACCAGCUGCAGCAGAUAAUGCGCCUGACGGGGACACCCCCAGCCUCCCUCAUAAGCAGGAUGCCCAGCCAUGAGGCGAGGAAUUACAUUAAUUCUCUCCCACACAUGCCCAAGAGGAACUUUGCUGAUGUGUUUAUUGGCGCCAACCCUCUCGCGGUGGACUUGCUUGAGAAGAUGCUGGUUCUGGACACAGACAAGAGGAUCACAGCGUCCGAGGCUCUGGCUCACCCGUACUUUGCUCAGUACCACGAUCCGGAUGACGAGCCGGAAGCGGAGCCUUACGACCAGAGCUUUGAAAGCCGCGAGCUGGAGAUCGAGGAAUGGAAGAAAUUAACCUAUGAGGAGGUGGUCAGCUUCUCACCGCCAUCGUUCGAUGGAGACGAGAUGGAAUCCUGAGGAGGAAUCGCCAUUUUUUUCUAUUCCAUCUAUUAUUUUUCCAACGGACACUCUUUAUGGACUAUCAGUCUAAUGUGACUAUCCACCACUACCCUCACACACACCUCGCACAAACAUGACAUUCAAGUGCCUGCCGUCAUUCAUCUCUGGGGGACAUUGCGAUAUCAGGGAUACGACUCUACUUCCUGGUCAUCCAGCCCCCCACUUUGUCAUUUUUGUUACCUUGCAUCCCCAAAAUUUUGAGGCCGACUGUUAAUUCUCCUCAUAUAUUAGUUGAAUUUUUGCCUCUGACAUUUGCUGUUUAUAUUGUGCCCUUAUUUGAUUCAAAGAGCUAGAAAUGACAUAUCAUUAUCUUAAAGUAAAUGGUAGAAAUUGAACUGCUGUUAUGUUCUUUUUAUACAAUUGGACGACCAAGCAGUGAUCUAGGAAUAGUUUCAGACCACAAAGCGUCUAACGUUAAUAUUUUCUCCACAUACUAAAUUAAAUGUUAUUCCUAUCUGUGCAUAGAACUGUGUAAUUAUGACAGCAAAUAGUAUUUGUACAUGAAUACUUCAGGUAAAACAGUAACUAUAUGUGUGUAAUAGUUAUUACUGGCCCCUUUUGUAAGUAUGAAUUUUUUAACUAGAGAUUAGCCGUAAAAAGGCAUAUAAACAGAUUCAGUAGGUAAUUUAUUUCAUGUAUGUACAGAAUAGUCUAGAAAAUGUAAAAUGCUCAUCUCUUAAAGGAAAAUUCAACCCUUCAUUUUUCUUAUUGUUGGAUUUGAAGACUUUCAGAGUCCAGAACUUAGUUUGAAGAGUAUUGCCCAUUUAAUAUCUUUAUUAUUUCCCACUCCACUUCCAUAUCCAUUAUUUUCGCUCCUCUGUUCUGUCGUGCCAGAGGACGGUUCAAGCAAUUAGUCACGUACAGGACCACUUGAGCAUGAUAUAGCCACUUGAGGCUCACUAGUUUAUUGCAAUUUUGAUGUUUUCUAUCACAACAUCAACUGACAAUGUAAUUUAAUCAUAUUGCAUUUAUUAAAACACAGUUAUAUUGAUGUAUAUUGAAUGUCGGGGGCACCAGUUUGCCUAUAUUUAUGAUCUUUUCUUAUGCUGUUUGUAUAUCGAUGUAAAAGAGAAUAGUAUUUGUCAGAAUCUUAAGGUUCUUUUUAUUAUUUAUGAAGAGCUUACUGUUUCAGAAACUAAAGGUAUCAUCAGUAAUCUCACAGGUAAAUCAGGCCGUGCUGACUGCACUUACAGUUUGUGCAGCAGAGCCCACAACGACCACGUCAGUUUAAAUUCAAAGACGUCCUUUGCUCAUCUUGCAGUUGUUUCUAGCUCUGCUUUUUUAAAGAGUUUCUACAUAAAAUGUAUUUAUCUGAUAUAUUCCCUGAGGUACUGCCUUCCAGAAUGAUCCUAUUAUCAAACAACAUGGCGACAAAAAACAACCAGAAAUCAAAAUAUUACAAGUUAGUUAUCCACUGAUGUUCUGGCUAAUCUCCAACGAACGAUAUCAAUGUCUUUACUAUUUAAUUUGCAACUGCUUUCAUGUAAAUGUGUCUUCAUGUAGUCUUCUUUUUCUUUAUGUAUUAUUUUGUGUGUUAAAUCAGGAGUUGAUGUAAUUCUGUAUAAUUGUCUGUUUUUCAUUAGCAGUGCUAAGCAUAUUUGUAAUUCAUUUGAAUGAUUUAUUAGGGCACAUGUUUAUGGAAAAGAGUGCACGUUUACUCACUGGAUGCUGAAGGGCAAUGCUGAAGCCUCAUACUCGCCUCGUUGAUUAGACACAGUAUUUAUCUCGUCCAUAUCCCAGUUCAUUUGGUUAUUAUUGGUUAUAGUUGCUUUGCCUGAAGAUGUGUUCAUAUCUUUUUACAAUGUACUUUAUCACAUGUACCAAGACAGCAGGCCAUGCCACAUGUAAAUACCACCAUUAGAAAAUAAAGACUACUAUUUUUCAAACCUGAAA
Platichthys flesus (European flounder) is the source of this 4721-nucleotide messenger RNA. It is a transcript of the gene mapk14b, whose product is annotated as mitogen-activated protein kinase 14b. Lineage: Eukaryota; Metazoa; Chordata; Actinopteri; Pleuronectiformes; Pleuronectidae. Gene Ontology annotation, molecular function: ATP binding; MAP kinase activity. Bases 1800 to 2786 code for a protein of 328 amino acids. Gene Ontology annotation, biological process: intracellular signal transduction; protein phosphorylation. The record is from RefSeq and is a predicted model, not a curated record. The transcript is spliced from 12 exons. Gene Ontology annotation, cellular component: nucleus; cytoplasm.